AUUCAUCAACUCUCAUCAAACUGUCUUCAUCAAACCAUCCAUCUUCAUCCAUAUUUAUCCAUUAUAUUCAAUAUGACUUCUAUCCAGGUCAACGAUAACGAUCUCACAGCCGUCAAGGGCAAGGUUGCUGUGAUAACGGGUGGGUCAUCAGGCAUCGGCCUCGCCACGGUUGAGCUAUUGUUGUCUCUGGGCGCACUAGUUGUGAAUGGAGACAUUCAGGCACCACCCGCGUCUAUAUCCGACAGCCUCUUCGUCCAGACUGACGUCAGACAAUGGAGCGACCUAGGCAAUCUCUUCAAAGCUACCAAGGAAAAGCAUGGCAAGGUUGACUAUGUGUUUGCCAAUGCCGGCGUUGGUCCCCGCGGAGACUUCUUGUCUCUGGAGGUUGACGAGAACGGUGACCCAAAGCAACCAAAUGUUGACACCAUCGACAUCAACUUGAACAGUGUUGUCAACACCGUCACCCUAGCUACUCACUACAUGAAGACUCAGAGCGAAGGAGCUAUCGUCAUCAUGGGAUCCAGCACUGGCCUACACCCCGUCCGAGCCAUCGAUUACUCGACGGCCAAGGCUGGUGUGAUUGGUUUCGGCAGGAGUUUCGCUCGUCUGGUAGAGGUAGCUGGUCUACCCAUCCGUGUCAACACCCUCGCCCCCUCAUGGACGGCAACACAAGUCCUGCCCAACCUGAAGGAUCUACUCGCCGCAGUCUCAGAGGACUGCCAGUCUCCUGCUGUAGUGGCAAAGGUCGCUACUUACCUAAUGGUGGACAAGUCGCGCCACGGUGACCUCAUCUUCGCCAGUGAUGGCAAAUUCACAGAGAUUGAGAAAUCUAUCCUCGCACCUGCAUAUGAGAAGAUCAAGGGUGAUUCGCUUAGCGACGAUGCAGUCCUCGCAAAGGUCAUGGCUCUAGCUGCUUAGAAGUCGAAUUAGUUGUGUAUCGCACCGUAGCAUAGCAAUUACCAAGCAUAUCCAAC
Pyrenophora tritici-repentis Pt-1C-BFP is the source of this 974-nucleotide messenger RNA. Its product is annotated as FabG, Dehydrogenase with different specificities (related to short-chain alcohol dehydrogenase). The record is from RefSeq and is a predicted model, not a curated record. Lineage: Eukaryota; Fungi; Ascomycota; Dothideomycetes; Pleosporales; Pleosporaceae.